This is a messenger RNA of Sugiyamaella lignohabitans, 1812 nucleotides long. It is a transcript of the gene STP3, whose product is annotated as Stp3p. The transcript has a single exon. The record is from RefSeq and is a predicted model, not a curated record. Lineage: Eukaryota; Fungi; Ascomycota; Dipodascomycetes; Dipodascales; Trichomonascaceae. Bases 1 to 1812 code for a protein of 603 amino acids. Gene Ontology annotation, molecular function: DNA-binding transcription factor activity, RNA polymerase II-specific; RNA polymerase II cis-regulatory region sequence-specific DNA binding.
AUGGCCGGUGUUAAAAACGAGGAAAAAAUAUCUGAUCAGUCUGCCACUGUUGAUGGUGGUGCUGACAUCAAUGCCAGUGUCGAGACCGGUGCUACUGAUUCAUCCAAUGGUGAUGUUGGUAAUGAGAAUGGAAGUACAACCACGGCUGGAGAUGACACUGAUGUUCAUCAACAGCUAACGGCUGAAGAUGCCGAGGCUGACGGGCAAUCUCAUUUAUUGAAUGGCGGCGAUAAUGAUAAUGAUGACAGUGAAGAGAAACAGAAUGAAAUGCUGGAUCCCGCUAUUACUGGUGAUAGUUCGUCUAUGGCCACUGCUGUAGCCGUAGCAGCAGCUGCUGCUGCCGCGGUUGCUGCCGCUAAUUCUCCAGAUGCCAAUGGUAAUGGUUCAUUAUCACCUAAAAGAGGUCGUAAAACUAAGAAAGCCAAGAAAGAGCUUGAUCUGGAUCUUGACCAGCAUCAACACCAACAUCAUCAUCAUGCUCAACAUCCACAUAUUCAAAUCGAAGACCAACAAAUUCUCGAUCCGGCUGAUGCUGAAGCAUUAGCUGCCUCUGCUCUUUCCCAAUCACCUCUUGAUACUCUGUCGUUAGCUGCUACUUCUGCUGCUGCCGAAACCAAGUCUCGAGGAGCUCGUGCUGGUAAUGGCAAGGCUUCUGGAAAAGGUGGACGCGGUGCUAAUAAGAAGGCCGAAUUGGAAUAUAUGAACACUGCAUCGGGAAUUAUUGAUGAGAACAUCAGUCCUGAGCUGGCUGGUGCUGGAGGAGUUGGUGUUGGCGGGGUAGAUGGUGGUCAUCAUGACGGACAUCAUCAUCAUGGUCAUGACGAGACAACACAUCCCGACCUCGUUGCCAAGAGUGAGCAACAGUUACUGGAACAAGCUAUUUCUGCUGCUGUGAUUGCUGGUAAUAAUGCUGGUCACAAUAUGGGGGGUCAUGGCAUGCAAUUACUACCCAGUAAUUUCCAAACUGCGUUUGGUGAGAACCACGUGGCAGCUGCUCAAUUGGCAUCUGCCAAUGAGCUUGAUAGUGGUCCUAUGAGUAUAGCCAGUUUGACGAAUCCCACUCCACAAGGUGGCCUUGCUUCUGCUAAUGGAGCCAAUCUUGCUGCUUCCAGUCGUAAGAAGCGACAAUGUUCGACCUGUCUCGGCUGGUUCUCGAAUCUUGCUACUCAUCGAUCCACUCACUUGGCAGACAACUCGCGACCUCACAGUUGUGAGGUUUGUGGAAGAGGGUUUGCCCGUCCCAACGAUUUGUUCCGUCACCAAAAAUCGCACCGCGACGAUGCUGCCUUCAGAUGCCCCCUGUUUGUCAAGGCCACUUUGUAUCAAAACGCUUAUGGCAAUCUCGAACCUGCAUGUCAUCAGAACGGUGGUUUUUCACGAUGCGACACGUAUAAAAACCAUCUCAAGGCUAUGCACUUUGAGUAUCCUGCCGGUACUAAGAAGCGAGACCGUCCUGGCAUGUCUGGUAAAUGUAAAGGAUGUGGUUUGGAGUUUGAAAAUGCCGACAGAUGGAUUAACGAACACAUUGAGACCCGUGAGUGUGAAGAUAUAAAGAAGCUUGACGCUCUUCGUAACAAGUUUGAUGACCCUUCAAUUGAAGCUGCUGCUGUUGCUGCUGCCGCCGCCGCUGCUGCUGUUUCCGAUGAUGCUGAUAAAGCCCUGGUCGACGCUACUCGGAAUGCUGCUGUCCAGGCUCAACAUCAUAGUCCUUCACACGCCAUUCACAACGACCACUCGGGUGUCAACGUUUCUGCUCCUGGCCCUAUUCUACCGCCAUCGUCUUCGGCCGGUCUCAGUGAAACCACCGCCUAG